Messenger RNA from Poeciliopsis prolifica (blackstripe livebearer), 1447 nucleotides. Its product is annotated as AT-rich interactive domain-containing protein 3A-like. The coding region runs from base 86 to 1282 and encodes 398 amino acids. The record is from RefSeq and is a predicted model, not a curated record. Gene Ontology annotation, molecular function: DNA binding. Lineage: Eukaryota; Metazoa; Chordata; Actinopteri; Cyprinodontiformes; Poeciliidae. Gene Ontology annotation, cellular component: nucleus. Gene Ontology annotation, biological process: regulation of transcription by RNA polymerase II. The transcript is spliced from 6 exons.
UCCACUUCAGGCGGCACCUGAACCCUGCUGCAGCGGCUUCCACCAUGCCGUCAGCGGGGGCGGCGGGACCAGGCUGGAGGCGGUAAUGGAAAAUCUACAGCGUCAACAAGCAGCUCGUUUUACCGUAGAGGAGAAGCUCCAGCAGCAGGGAAAAAACGGAACUUUCCGCAGUUUGGUACGGUCUCAGAUCCACCAGCAAGCUGUGGCUUUCAGCCACUAUGACGGCGCGCUGGGCAGCACUCUGCCAGCUGGAGCUGGUUCCUCCACCGGGAUGACGCGUCUGCACCGGGAGGACAAGGAAGGGAAUUUAAGACCUUGCACUGGUGAGGAAAUGUGGGUCACAGAUGAGCAGAAGAUCACUGAUGAAGAGGAGAGUCACAAAGACAUGUCAAACUCUUUCCAACUCCAUGAAGCUUGCCUAUCAAAGGGCGCCACGGUGCGCUUCAUUACCACUGAUCAAGUUUCACGCAUAGAGUCUCCGUCCGCGCACUCCCAUUCCCACCAAGAGUGGACCUACGAGGAGCAAUUUAAACAGUUGUAUGACCUUGAUGAAGAUGAAAAGCGUAAAGACUUUCUUGAUGACCUUUUCAAUUUCAUGCAAAAACGAGGGACUCCAGUGAAUCGAAUUCCUAUCAUGGCAAAGCAGGUGCUGGAUCUCUACAUGCUCUACAAGCUCGUCACAGAAAAAGGCGGCUUAGUGGAAGUCAUCAAUAAAAAGAUAUGGCGUGAGAUUACCAAAGGCCUCCAUCUCCCAACCUCUAUUACUAGUGCAGCAUUUACUCUCCGAACACAGUAUAUGAAGUACCUCUAUCCAUAUGAAUGUGAAAAGCAGAGAUUGAGCUCUCCUGGUGAACUUCAAGCAGCAAUAGACAGCAACCGUCGGGAGAGCCGUAGGCAGAACUUCAGUUCUACCAUCUUCAGCUAUUCUGUCGCUGGCCCACAGACUUCUCUCCCAACAACAAAAAUACAGCCACAUGUACCAAUGCUUUCUCACCAAAGCAACUAUUACACCCAGGCCCCUUCUGUCAAAAGAGAUGAUAGACAAGAGUCCAUAUUGAACCUGUCUACCAACGGCAUUAACAGCAUCAACAUGUCAAUAGAAAUAAAUGGAGUUGUCUACACAGGCGUUCUCUUUGCCCAGCAGUCAACAGUGACAGGAAUUAUGGAACAACACAAGAAGCAGAGUAACACUCAGGGAAAGCCCGGGGCAACAUUUUUCCAACCCUCUUGUUUCUCUUACUCUACUGUUUCACUUCAUGGACAAAGAAACUCUUGCAACUGACCUGAAUGAACCGAAUUAGGAUUUGUUCCUUUGUUCUUCAAGACAACAAGCUUGCCAUCUGAGCAGGAACAUUUCAACACCAUGAUGUUAAGCUUUUUGGCCAUCUACCCCUGAUUCCAGAAGUAUCUUAGGAAUAUAAUAUACACCAAUGAAACUUUUACAACA